Messenger RNA from Wasmannia auropunctata (little fire ant), 787 nucleotides. Its product is annotated as putative nuclease HARBI1. The transcript has 2 exons. The coding region runs from base 29 to 787 and encodes 252 amino acids. Lineage: Eukaryota; Metazoa; Arthropoda; Insecta; Hymenoptera; Formicidae. The record is from RefSeq and is a predicted model, not a curated record.
AUGGAAUUUCCAUCAUGCACUUGGAGCAAUGGAUGAAAAACAUUGCGUUAUUGAUCCUCCACUACAAUCUGGAUCUAUGUACUACAAUUAUAAAGGAAAUUACAGUGUAGUAUUAUUGGCUUUGGUGGAUGCACAAUUACGUUUUAUUUAUGUUGAUGUGGGAACUAACGGCAGAGUUAGUGACUCUGGUGUAUGGAAUAAAUGUUCUUUCAAAAAUCAUUUAGAUAAGGAUACUCUACACAUUCCUCCUCCUGCUCCAUUGCCAGGUACACAAGACAAUUUUCCUUUUGUGAUUAUUGGAGAUGAAGGUUUUACAUUAUCAGAGAAACUUUUAAUUCCUUAUCUACGACCUCAAUGUAGUGGGAACAUACGCAGAAGUAUAUUUAAUUAUAGAUUAUCUAGAGCUCGACGUUGUUCUGAAAAUGCUUUUGGUGUAAUGGCUGCUCGUUUUCAAAUUUUUCGAUCCGCAAUGAGAUAUGAUCCGGAUGACGCAAGUAAAAUCAUUUUAAGUGUAUGUUGUUUGCAUAACAUGCUAAGAAGUCAGUCUGUUGGACGACUUAUGUAUACACCACCAUCAUUUCUUGAUGGAGAAGAUGAAAUCUCUGGUCAAAUUCGUCAUGGGGAAUGGAGAUCCGAAAGCGCAGGAGGUAUGAUAAAUUUAACUCACCAAGGUGGUAAUCGUCAUCCAAAUCAAGCAAUCGCACUUACAAUUAGAGAUAAGUGGUGUGAUUAUUUUAAUACUGUUGGUGCAGUUUCUUGGCAAGAGCGAAUGGUGCGAAUGCAAUAA